CCCUUCAGUCUGGCACAGGUGUACCGGCUCCUCCCCUUCAGUCUGGCACAGGUGUACCGGCUCCUCCCCUUCAGUCUGGCACAGGUGUACCGGCUCCUCCCCUUCAGUCUGGCACAGGUGUACCGGCUCCUCCCCUUCAGUCUGGCACAGGUGUACCGGCUCCUCCCCUUCAGUGUACCGGCUCCUCCCCUUCAGUCUGGCACAGGUGUACCGGCUCCUCCCCUUCAGUCUGGCACAGGUGUACCGGCUCCUCCCCUUAAGUCUGGCACAGGUGUACCGGCUCCUCCCCUUCAGUCUGGCACAGGUGUACCGGCUCCUCCCCUUCAGUCUGGCACAGGUGUACCAGAACCCCCCCCCGGCCUGGAAUGGCUUCCUCUGAUGUCACCGCACACUGGGAGCUUCUCGCAAUGUACA
Messenger RNA from Staurois parvus, 414 nucleotides. Lineage: Eukaryota; Metazoa; Chordata; Amphibia; Anura; Ranidae. The record is from the annotation of a GenBank genome assembly.